AUUCCAUCGAUCUACGCCCCUGCCUGCCUGUGCCUAUUCCAUCCUCAAACAAUCCCUAAUCCACCACGGGACACGAUUCAGCACCAGCCAUGCCAAGCACUGCCGCUGAAACAGCCUUGUCCACACCGGAGCUCUUGGAAGCCAUCCUCCUGGAGCUAGACAUGGCCACCCUUCUAGUUUCAGCUCAGCGUGUGGAUCGAUAUUGGUUUGGCCUCAUAUCUGCUUCUAUCCGGCUACAACAGGCCUUAUAUUUCAAGCCAGUUCCAUCCUAUAGCAAACCACCAUCUGCGUAUAUAACUAAAGAUGAUCGUUGGUUGAAGAAUGGACCUUGGAUGAAGGAUAACCCUUGGUUUCUCGAUUGGUUUCACAGCCGUGAAAGCCAGAACGAGCUUAUGGCCUUUCUCAACCCUUUGCUUUUCAAACAUUUUGGCUCUCUCUUCUUCGAUAUAAGUUGUUGGAGCAAAUUCUGUAAGCCCUAUCAGUUUGCCAUGGAUAUGCCAUGGUGGGCGGACGAUCACGGUAGUAGCCAAAGCUGCGACGAGCUGAACUUGCCAGUCGAGCUUUUGCCACGGCAGAAGGCUUUCACUCGAUCCGGCGCCAGCUGGCGCCGGAUGUUGGUGUCUCAACCGGCCCCUCUAGCACUAGGGUAUGUGUGGUAUGAAUCUUCAGAUCACAACGAAGUUGUUUCGAAAGGAAUUAUGGAUGAAAACCCUUCUCAAUCCACACCGCUUCCGAUGUCCCAAACCGGUCUUUAUAUGGGUCUCUUAUACGAUAUGAUUCAACAUUAUGCUGGACGUGGUGAAUAUGACAGGGCCCUGUUCCGAGUUGUCUGGGGCCACCCAUGGCAGCAUCGUACUCUUGUUAUUCAACAGGAUGUGGAUCGUACAUCUAAUGAACUACUCGAGGAAGUAGGCAUAAUUGUUCAAUUCGUUCGCUUUCAGGCCGAUUAUAUGCCCAGAAAGCCUCUCGAUGUGGUAGCCUGGGACUCUGCGUUUAGAAGUGAAGACUUUAAACUCCCCGAGUACAAGCCUGUUGAGGUUUUCAGAGGUGCUAUUACAGGCGGUUAAAAGGGGCACAUUCAAAGUUUAAUGCUAUGAAUCCCAGGUGUAACUCCAGAUCACCAUCUAGUUAGUCUUCCCAUCCUGUCUGUAUCGUCGCACAAAAUCGCCUCUUUUCCUCGGUCUUUCUUGGGCGAAUAGCUUGUUGUUCC
Aspergillus steynii IBT 23096 is the source of this 1210-nucleotide messenger RNA. RefSeq lists its product as uncharacterized. The transcript has a single exon. NCBI's taxonomy places the organism in Eukaryota, Fungi, Ascomycota, Eurotiomycetes, Eurotiales, Aspergillaceae. The record is from RefSeq and is a predicted model, not a curated record. The coding region runs from base 90 to 1067 and encodes 325 amino acids.